CUGGAAGAUCGUUCUUUGCUGAGAAUUAGCGUCAGUAGCUUCAUCAAGCUCACCAUCGCCGGUGUACGGACAAAACGCCAAAACAAAUUCCGCCACUCAAAAAGCUCUCUCUCUCUCUGAAACGCAACACGACGGCGCGUUCGGGCGUCUUGGGAUAUGCCGUCACUACCCAGCAUCCAGUUGCCUUCCGCCACCGUCACCACCACCACCACCGCCAUGGUUACCACCGGUUCGGGACCCAACCGUACGACGGUGGACACGAAGCAGAUGCUACUUCCGGGCCAUGUGGCGGUGCUGCAUGUGACGACAUGCGGCCAAAGUGGGGCCGGGCUCGGUUCGGACGAGAAGGAGAUCGUACUGCUGAUUUACGUAAUCAUCGAUGUGCAGACAAAUAAUAUAAUUGGCGUAAAGCAGUAUCUAGUCCGGCCGAGAAAUUCGACAUUCCGCACCGAGUCAUCGGGCAGCAACGCGCUCGGUGCACUGUCCAGCAGCAGUCUUACCGGCAGCAACAGCAACAUCAGCAACAGCAGCAGCAGUACGGCCAGUGCCGGCGGGUGCCCUGUCGGCAUCGGCGCAUCGUCCACGGCUGUCGGAUCGUCGGACAGUACGGCGAUUGCCGUCCCGACGGGCGGCUCCACAUCUCCAGGCAUUGCCGCAGUGCCGUCGCCACCGGAAUGUGCAAUAACGCAGGAGAUCCCGGCCAUCGAAUCGCUGGUGCAGACCAACGGACGUCCCCUGGAGGAAGUGAUCCAACAGUUUGAUGAGUACACCAAGUCGCUCAAUCUGGAUCCACACUGUCCCAGCUUUCGGCUAGUCACCGACGGGCAGCUACCACUCCGGCAAUGUCUCCAUCCCGAAGCAAGUGCCAAAGACGUCGACCUGCCACAGUACUACUGGCGGUUUUGUGACCUGCGGAAGGAGUUUGUGCGGUUCCGGGCCGGUGAUCUAUCCCGUGCCCUCGUCCCCGUUGCCGAAGCUUCGAAGCUCCAGUCGAUGCCGAGUCUACCACCGAUUCCGGCUUCGGUUGCUGACAUCAUUAAAGAUCUUGAACUGCAGGCCUGCCAGGAUAAUAAUGAAUUCUACGUCAAGGAAGCACGCGACAUGGUGACGAUCGUGAAACAUCUAAUCACUCUAGGACACAAAUUUGAAGCAAAUGAAAUAAUAAACCUAAAUCUGGAGCCUGGCAUAUGCUCGAUCGAUGACGAAAUAGAUGGAACGUGUAUAGUGCGUGCUCGUGGAUUACCCUGGCAGAGCAGCGAUCAGGAUAUUGCCAAGUUCUUCCGCGGAUUGAAUGUCGCAAAGGGUGGUGUAGCUCUUUGUUUAUCGCCACAAGGACGUCGUAACGGUGAAGCAUUGGUACGCUUUGUGUCACAGGAACAUCGCGAUAUGGCACUCAAACGACACAAGCAUCACAUCGGCAAUCGAUACAUUGAGGUGUAUCGAGCCAACGGGGAAGACUUCCUGGCCGUGGCAGGUGGUGCAUCCAACGAAGCGCAAGCCUUCCUAUCGAAGGGCGCACAAGUAAUCAUCCGGAUGCGAGGUUUACCAUACGAUUGUACUGCAAAGCAAGUGCUCGAUUUCUUCGCCAACGGUGAGAACAGUUGCAACGUACUGGAUGGUGCUGAUGGCAUACUUUUUGUGAAGAAACCGGACGGACGGGCGACCGGUGAUGCUUUCGUACUUUUCGAGCAGGACACGGAUGCAUCGAAGGCACUAUCAAAACAUCGCGAAUCGAUCGGCCAACGUUACAUUGAGCUGUUUCGCUCGACAACGGCAGAAGUACAGCAGGUUUUGAACCGGUCAAUGGAUCCGAAGACCUACGAGCCACCGCAACCACCAUUGAUUGCACAGUUACCGCAAGUGCAGAUGCAACUAUUACCCCAACACGUCAUCACCAGUGGUAUCGAGAAGAACUGCAUCCGGUUACGGGGGCUCCCGUACGAGGCGAAGGUGGAACACAUACUACACUUCCUGGACGACUUUGCCAAUCACAUCGUCUACCAGGGUGUGCAUUUGGUGUAUAACGCUCAGGGUCAGUUCAAUGGUGAAGCAUUCAUACAGAUGGACUCGGAAACGGCGGCCUACCAGUCGGCCCAACAGAAACACCACAAGAACAUGAUGUUCGGCAAGAAGCAGCGCUACAUCGAGGUGUUCCAGUGCUCCGGCGAUGACAUGAACAUGGUGCUGAACGGCGGCUUCCAGCAGCCGGCAAGCCUCUCGAAACCGUCACUCCUCUCACCGGGUAUGUUACCGACAGCGGCCACACAGCCACCGACACAAUCCCCGCAGACGCUCUCACUCUCCCAAAUUCCGCUACCGAUUCCAUCUCCGCUGGCUCUCUCGGUACCGCCGCCGAACCAUCAGCUGCUAGCACAGCAGCAAGCACAGUACAUAGCGCAGCACAAUCUGCUGGCGCGCCAAGCCGCCGCCGCCCAGCAUCAGCAACAUCAGCAGGAGCAGCUGAUGCUGCAAAACCUGGGCAUGUACGUGGCUGGACCGCCAACCAGCGUUGCUACAUCGCUGAGCGCUUCGCAGCCGGGCAGUGCUGUGGCCGGUGCACCAACGUACGUGACGGCUGGCAGCGGUGGGUUACCACCGUCGGUGACCGGCGCUGGCAAUGCGGGUGGGCUUGCUUUCGGGCAUGGAUCAGCCGCCGGUUUGGCAGGUUUGGGUGCUGCUUCCACCGGGGCGAGCGGUGCAGGUGGUUUGCCACCUCAUCUAGCCGGAGGUCACCCAGCCGGUCCGCUUGCCGCUCAGUAUCACCCGUUGUACUUCAUGCAACGUCACAUGCUCGCUUCGAACAGCGGCAUUCCGAUGGGGUUGAUGGCACCGCCACAUACAGCGGCAGCAGCACACCAUGCUGCUGCAUUCAAUCAGUUGCACCACUUCGGUGGUGGCAUUGGUCAUGCCGGGGUUCCCGGUUCCGGUGCGGGCAGUUCGCUGCCGCAUCAUGCUUCUGCUGCCGGUCUGGUGCACCAUCCAUCGCAGCAUCACGCCAUGCAAGCGAUGGUGGCAGCGGCCGCUUCCCAAUCGGCUGCUGGUGGUAUGCUUCCAUCGAAGCGUUCGUACGACAGUGCUUUCCGGGGUGAUCAGUCCGCGCUGGCCCCUAGUGCCGGUAGCAAACGCCCUUUCCAUGGCGCUCCGACACAGGGUGCGGCCGCGGCUGCAGCAGCCGCCGCAGCGUCUGUUGCAUUGUACGCACCGUACUACCAUCCGCACAUAUGAAAGCAAUAGUUUGUAACGCUUGGCCCGUGUUCCGUUGGUAUUUGUAUCAACACUGAACGGCUAGCGCUUGCUGAGAAUACUAAAAUUGAAUCAUUUAUUGUAGAGAAUAGUACCUUCAUAGAUAUCGGAAGAGAAGAAGACGUAAUUUUUGUUUGUUAUUAUUUGACAUUCCGUGUCCUUGUAGAUGCUGUUGUAUGGACCAGUGCCUUCAUCAGUACCUAUACAUAAAGCUAGCGACUACAUUGUAGUCAACCCUUUACCUACUUAAUGCAGAUGCUACUAAAAGUACUUAUAUUGUUAAAUAAUGAAUUAUACAUGCAUUGCCUUCACGUGGCACCCCUACCAGUAGUAGAUGGUUGAAUUAUUGUUAGUGUAGAAGGAAGGAAGGAUUGUGCUGCUUGUUUGUCGGCUGUUAAGGCUUCUGCUGUGCUUGUGCUGCGCUACGAUCGUGUAAGGCCUUGUGUGCGGUAACCCGAAAACAACACAAAACACCAACCAGAUGUUACAAUGGUGUGAAUCAAUCAAUGUAGUGACAUUACUUCCAUUAUUUGUUCCCUUUUUCUAUCCGCCAAUGUUGCGUUCACACUUUCAUUCUCUCGGAACACUUCUGUGUUUCUGUUGCGUGUUGUCCUGUUGUUUUUUUUUCUAUUAUUUUUCCCUCUUUCCUUCCGGUAUUUCUUUGCCUCUCGUUGCUCUUUGCUUGUUUACUUUGUAAGGAAAGAAAUGGAAAUGGACUAGGGGGGAGGAUUUUGGGUUGAUGGGUUGGUGUUUCUGAAUGUGGAACCCCGUACACUGAUAUAGUGUACAAUUUCGUACAAUUUUCUUGCAUUACAUAACUGUUGAUCCUUCCGGUAUAUUAGUUUUCGGCCACCAUCACCAUUCCUUCCCUUCCUUCAUCCCUCUUUGGUACAACACACACUCACCUCAUAUAAAGACGCAUCAUUCGAGAUAAUGAUAAGACGGUUCGCCUUCUUCCACUACAUACACAUAAACACACUAUCUCAUAUUCCUUAAUCCUUCACCAUCCACACACACACACCUACACGUCCCACAAAUGAGUGCAAAUGAGCCGUUGUGUAAAGUACUUGGCUAAUAUAUUAUCUUGUGUAUGUGAGCAGUGGUGUGCAAUAUAAAACCGUGUAGCGAAACGCGGGAGGGCGAAACCGUGCGGGGUAUAAUAGUGGGGUCAGGAUGCGGAUGGAACGGUACGGGUAAAACAAAAAAAAGGUGUUGGGUCGGUGCAGCCACCAGUACGUUUCCUGUUUAACAUUUACACCUCUUACAUAUUAUGUGUGCGUUUACAUGUGUGUGACACAAAGCAAAGGCAGUUGCGAGUAGAAAACGGGGGAAGUACACCAGGUAAUUAGACUUAGAUGGCGAUCGGUCUUGGUUGGGGGAACGAGCAAACGGAAAACGGAGAGAUCCUAUAAGCAUAUAAACUCCAAGCUGAUCGAUCACAUAUAUCGCAAUAUAAAAUGGGCUUUUUUUUAGUGUAAGGAAAGAGGAUUGCUUCAUAAACCGCGCAUAGGAACAUUUGAACGUUGUGUAAUGUGUAGUAGUUUGAAAAAACAACAAACAGAAAAAAGGUACACGUGUGUCGCCAAGUCUUUCAUCCCCGGUACGGUGUAACUAUGCAUAAAUAGCAAGCAGCGUGGGUUGUAUUUGCCUUUUUGUGGUUCUUAGACGAGUAAGAUACAAAUCAAUUUAUGUGCUGAGUUAGUAGCCUCAUAUCCAUCACUACGUUCUGUAAUACUAAUCGAAAGCACACACUAUAAGUUUACUUGUUUUUAACUCACGUACACUUGUUCAUAUGCCUGGGAGGGGGGGCACAAUGAUAGUUACAAGUGAGACGAGCAUCGAAAAUUUAUUAUAUUUUUUCUUAGCUUUAAAUCAUUUAAUUGCGCUGCAAGCAAAACAAAAAAACAAAAUUAUGCAUAUACAUGUUAGAAAGAGGAACCACCAAUACGCUACUAGACACGUACAGUUUGGAUGGAUAACUGCAUUACGCUGUGAUCGCUUUUCUUCAACACCUAGAACCGGGUGGCCACAGAAUAACUCAUUAUCGAAAAUGCCAGGUGUAGUAAUAAUAACAAUAACAAUAGUUAUAAUAAUAAUAAUAAUACUACAUUCCAUUAAUCGUAAAUAGUGGUAAACACGUGCAAAUGGUGUUGUGAAUGACGACCGGAAGCAAUCGUUCGGUUUUUUUUCUUUCUCCUUGUUGUUUCUAUCAUUAUCAUCAUUGUUAUAGCACUAACAACAACACCUCGUGCAGGUUAAAUUCCUUUCUUAAAACGUCCAUUAGGCAUGCUAAUUUACCUAGUUAUUAAGUGAAUAAUUUUCGGCACGAUAUUUUACACACAUGCUAUAUGUUUUGGUGUUGACACAA
Messenger RNA from Anopheles moucheti, 5611 nucleotides. It is a transcript of the gene fus, whose product is annotated as RNA-binding protein fusilli. Gene Ontology annotation, cellular component: ribonucleoprotein complex. The coding region runs from base 157 to 3225 and encodes 1022 amino acids. Gene Ontology annotation, molecular function: RNA binding. The transcript is spliced from 11 exons. NCBI's taxonomy places the organism in Eukaryota, Metazoa, Arthropoda, Insecta, Diptera, Culicidae. The record is from RefSeq and is a predicted model, not a curated record.